AUGGGUUUGAAACAGGCAGUGUGCAUGCUGCUUGCUGUGCUUGCGUUGCUGAUAUCCAUCACGACGGCAGAGAACACUGCUUCAAACAUCACUGCUGCGUCUACGUUUUACCUCGCCCGAACACAAACCCAAUUCUCCGUCAACAUUGCCAACGACUCUCAAGAUGUCUUCAUCUACUUUGCCAGCCCGGCAUAUUCGUGGGUUGGCGUUGGGUUUGGCCAUAAGAUGGCGGGUAGUCUAAUGUUUAUCAUGUACAACAACAAGGAUGGUAGCAAUGUCACCAUCUCCCCGCGUAUUGGCUCCGCCGCUUCAGAGCCCACCUUCAACUCCUCAAUCGACUUGACUGUCCUUCCCGGCACCUGGGUCAACGACUCGAUGCUCAUGCUCAACGCACGCUGCUCCAACUGCCGCAGCUUUAUCGACACAAAAUCCUCGACUCAACCCAUGAUUUACGCCUUCGGUGAUGGCCAGAACGUCAUGUCUAAUUCCCCCUCUGCGCCCCUCCAGCGACACGUCCGCUACGGCUUCUUCACCAUGAACAUGCUCACUGCCACGGGCCCUGGCGGCGUGCCCGCAAGCAGCAGUGCAAUGAAUGGCGUUGCAAUCGAGGGCAGCAUGGUACGUGACCACGACCGCGCGAACCUCGCACACGCUGUGUUCGGUUGUCUGGCGGUGCUCAUCUUCUGGCCGAUGAACGUGCUCGCAGUGACUCUGUUCAAAAACAUCAAGAUACACGUCGUCUUCAGCGUGCUCAUUAUGGUCCUUCUCAUCGUGAGCUUUGCGCUCGGCGGAGUAAUCAGCGGACAGUACAACCGCUCCAAAGCCUUUAAUUCUCCCCACCAAAUCACCGCCUUCCUCACAAUCCUCCCCCUCCUCCUAACCUCGAUCCUCCCGGCCCUCACCCACCUCACCACCAAAGUCCGCGCACUCCACACGCCCCUCACCUCCAUCAGCUUCGUGCUCCUCGUGCUCACCGGCGGCCUGGGCCUUCGACUCUCCAUGCAACCCACCUCUCUCGUCCUCGUCUACACAGGCAUCUCCAUUGGCGUCUUCAUCGUCCUCCUGAUCCUGCACACGUGCCUACGCAAGCGCGGCUCCGCAUACGCCCGCGCGCAGAACCGACGGCCCCGUUCAGACACGCCCGAUAGCCCGACCACCGAGGAAAUGCUCAUCAUGGCCAAGAUGCACGACUCGCAGAAUACUGCUGGCCUGAACCCGCCUCCGCCGUAUUAUCCACAGCAGGGAUACCACAGUACUGGUAGUGCCGAGUUUGGCGCAGACGGACAGCACGUCCACCCCGCGCAGCACAGUAGGAGUUCGAGUCGCACAAGGCAGUUUGGCGGUGGUGCCAUGCCUGGGCCUCAGUAUCUACUCAACAUGCAUCCUGGGGUGCCGGUGCAGGUGGGUCGUCUCUGA
Exserohilum turcica Et28A is the source of this 1416-nucleotide messenger RNA. RefSeq lists its product as uncharacterized. The record is from RefSeq and is a predicted model, not a curated record. Lineage: Eukaryota; Fungi; Ascomycota; Dothideomycetes; Pleosporales; Pleosporaceae. The coding region runs from base 1 to 1416 and encodes 471 amino acids. The transcript has 4 exons.